Molecule: messenger RNA, 1709 nt
Organism: Brassica napus (rape)
Lineage: Eukaryota; Viridiplantae; Streptophyta; Magnoliopsida; Brassicales; Brassicaceae
Product: adenylate isopentenyltransferase 7, mitochondrial
Exons: 1
Coding region: 377-1375 (332 amino acids)
Biological process (GO): tRNA modification; cytokinin biosynthetic process
Cellular component (GO): mitochondrion
Molecular function (GO): tRNA dimethylallyltransferase activity
Source: RefSeq, a predicted model, not a curated record
UUGUCGGUUGUCGAUUCGUCUGUGUAAUCUUUCUCAUAUCAUAAUUGUAAUAUCAUAAUAAAUCAGCGUUAAAAAAAAAAUUGCUAGGUGGAAUUAUAGAUGGGGCCUCUAUAAUCUAUUUUUAAUACGUUGUUUUAAGAGUCAAAGAAAACACGGUAUGUUUACGUGUGUAUAUAUAUGCCCUCGUGCACCUUAAAACUUACAAACCUGUAAAUCAUUUUGUACAUUUCACCAUUUGUUCUAACACUCUCUCUCUCAAGUCUGAUCUUUCGAAGCAGAUCUUUUAAGUUUGUUACAACUCGUUGAGGUGCUUUUACAAAAGGACAAAUCAAUAAAACAUAUAUUUUUUUCUCCCACCCAAAAGUCAAAAUACAUCAUGAAGUUCUCAAUCUCAGCAAUGAAGCAGGUACAACCAAUCUUAAGCUUCAAGAACAAACUCUCGAUGGUCAACGUCAAUUCUUUCCUCCGUCCCCAAGAAAAAGUCGUCUUCGUGAUGGGAGCCACUGGUUCCGGUAAGUCCCGGCUCGCCAUCGACCUAGCAACUAGGUUUCAGACAGAGAUCAUAAACUCCGACAAGAUCCAAGUUUACAAGGGCCUCGACGUCCUUACAAAUAAAGUAACACCUCAAGAAUGCCGAGGCGUGCCUCACCACUUGCUCGGAGUGUUUGACUCCGAAGCUGGCAACCUAACGGCCACCGACUUCUGCCGCCUUGCGUCACAAGAAAUCUCAACACUCUCGGCUAACAACAAGCUUCCUAUCGUAGCCGGUGGAUCAAACUCAUACAUCGAAGCACUUGCGAAUCAUUCGUCUGGAUUCUUGUUAAACAAGUACCAAUGCUGUUUUAUUUGGGUCGACGUUUCCUUACCGGUUCUUAACUCAUUCGUCUCAAAACGUGUCGAUCGCAUGAUGGAAGCAGGAUUACUCGAGGAAGUAAGAGAAGUACACGAUCCGAAAGCUGAUUAUUCUGUCGGGAUACGACGAGCUAUCGGUGUCCCCGAGCUUCACGAGUACUUAUGCUACGAAUCUCUAGUGGACCGUGGUACACAGAGAAAGAUGCUUGACGCAGCGGUUAAAAAGAUUAAAGAGAACACAGAGAUUCUAGCUUGUCGACAGUUACUUAAAAUUCAACGUCUGAGCAAGAAGUGGAAGUUGUCUAUGCACCGCGUGGACGCAACGGAAGUGUUCUUGAAACGUACCGAGGAAGAAGCAGACGAGGCUUGGGAGAAUCUAGUAGCGAGACAGACCAAGAGAAUAGUUGAUAAGUUCUGCGAUAACCAAGUGAUGAAAAAUGAUGAUGUUGAGCACUGUUUGACCUCCAUUGGAGCGGCGUCUUACGGCGGAGGAAGUGGAAGUAGGGCUCACAAUAUGGUAUGAGAAGGUUUUGUCUUUUGGUCGUGUGAUGGUUUUUGGAGUGUAAAAGUGAGAUUUUCGUAUGUGUGUGUGGUGGUGAUUCGCCGGAGGUUUUUUGCAACGUACAGGUGUGUGACAUAUAGUACCUCGGGAACCAAAUAACGAAAAGCUGUUUUUUUUUCUUCUGUUUUUAAUGUUUGUAUAGUUGAUAUUCGCUUAUAUUAAUUGUUUGAUACCCCUAUUUGACUACGAGCUCACGAUAACCGAAAGUUAUCAUUCCUUGUGCCACGAUAUCAAACUUAUGUGUAUCGUUUAAUAUAAAAGCAAUAUUUUAAUUUGCUUUUUGCUGUUUUUGGUA